UUAAAUUCUUUGUAUAGUUUGGUCUGUUUGUAUUUAUACAAAUAAAUUUGAUUGGAGCAAACACAAGAAUCACGCUUCUUUCUUCUUCAGCAUUAGGGUUUUAGCAGAUCCCUUUUAGGGUUUCUGAAAAAAAAAAUGGUGACUGACAAUUCCAAGAAAGUGAAGACAGCAGUUGAGGAAAAUGCCCAACAAAUUGGUACUGGUGUUGGAUCCUCCAUUGAGAAGCUUCAAGAAGUUCAAGAUGAACUUGAAAAGGUGAAUGAACAAGCUAGUGAGGAGGUAUUGGAAAUUGAACAGAAGUAUAAUGAGAUAAGGAGGCCUGUUUACGAGAAACGAAAUGAGCUCAUCAAAUCAAUUCCUGACUUUUGGGUGACUGCUUUUUUGAGUCACCCUGCCCUUGGCGAGCUUUUGAAUGUGGAAGAUCAGAAGAUCUUCAAGUACUUAGAUUCUCUUGAUGUGGAGGAUUUCAAGGAUGUGACAUCCGGCUAUUCCCUUACUUUUGUAUUCAAACCAAAUCCUUAUUUUGAAGAUACAAAACUGGUCAAGACAUAUACAUUCCUUGAUGAAGGAUCAACAAAGAUAACUGGUACAGCUAUUAAGUGGAAGGAAGGCAUGGGUGCGGCCUAUGGUGUUAAUCCUGAGAUGAAAGGGAACAAGAGGCCAGCAUCAGAAGACAGCUUUUUUAGUUGGUUUUCUGAGACUCAGCUGAAAGACAUUGCGGAUGGGCUUAGUGAUGAGGUGGGCGAGAUAAUUAAGGAGGACUUAUGGCCUAAUCCGCUGAAAUAUUUUAACAAUGAAGCUGAUGAAGAAGAUUCUGAUGGGGAUGAGGACGAUGACGAUGACGAUGAUGAUGAAGAGGAUAAUGAUGAUGACGAUGUGGAUGAUGAGGAUGACGGCUGAGCUCUUUAAUUUAUCCCUUCUUCUAAGCUCCGCUCAAAUUGGUGUCAAAUAUAACUUUAAAACUUGUUGCAUAAUCAAAACUCAUAGGUAGCUUUGCCAUCUGAUUAACAGUUUUCUUUUUUUUAAAAAAAUACUAUUUCGUAGUUAGCCAAGUGCUGGUGGAUUUACCUGGGAUGGAUAUAGUAAGAUGCUUUUGAUACACCAAAACUCUUCAAUCCUGGCCUCAUUUGAUUAGCAAGUUGUGCUUUUCGUUGUCAAAAGGGUACCCAUGGUGCUCUACAAUGUGAUGAGUUUAGAUCGGUUUA
Molecule: messenger RNA, 1205 nt
Organism: Solanum pennellii
Lineage: Eukaryota; Viridiplantae; Streptophyta; Magnoliopsida; Solanales; Solanaceae
Product: NAP1-related protein 2-like
Exons: 10
Coding region: 136-900 (254 amino acids)
Biological process (GO): nucleosome assembly
Cellular component (GO): nucleus; chromatin
Molecular function (GO): chromatin binding; histone binding
Source: RefSeq, a predicted model, not a curated record